Molecule: messenger RNA, 1260 nt
Organism: Corticium candelabrum
Lineage: Eukaryota; Metazoa; Porifera; Homoscleromorpha; Homosclerophorida; Plakinidae
Product: TNF receptor-associated factor 6-like
Exons: 5
Coding region: 12-1052 (346 amino acids)
Biological process (GO): protein K63-linked ubiquitination; tumor necrosis factor-mediated signaling pathway
Molecular function (GO): metal ion binding; protein binding
Source: RefSeq, a predicted model, not a curated record
UUCACCAUUAGAUGGCUGAGGCGGAAGCUGAUAGUCCAAUUGAUGGAGGCUAUGAUGCUGAUUUUGUGCAACCACUGGAUAAGGAUCUCGAAUGCCCGGUUUGCUUGUUAGCACUGAGAGAACCGAUGCAGACAUCAUGUGGACACCUUAUGUGCAGAGUGUGCAUUAACAAGAUCACACGACACAGACAGUUUCGAUGUCCUAUUGACAACACAUGCUGCCUAAAAAGCAAGGUCUUUCCAGACGCCUACAAUGAACGAAGAGUGUUGAAUCUCACCGUCAGAUGUGCGAACCACUCAAUAGGGUGUACGUGGACCGGAGAGCUACGAAAAUUGGAAACACAUCGUUGCUCGCUAUCCAGUUGUGUAUUCAAGAGCGUAGGAUGCACUCACACGGGUAGCAUAGAUGAUGGCGAGCAUGAAGAGACACACAUGAAGAGUCACGUUCGUCUCCUCCUGGACGCUGUGACGACUCAGAAUGAAAAUCUAACUGAGCAGGUCGUCGAAUUGACUCGCCAAGUUCAGAGUCUUGAAUUGACAGUCGCCACGUUGCAACGACACGAAACGACCAAUCGGGAGGGAGGAAAUUUUACUUGCCGUUGGACGAUCGAUAAUUGGCCGGAGGUUUUGCAAGCAGCGAAAAACGAAUCAGACAAUUUGCGUUCGCAUCGAAUCCUGAGCAGACCGUAUUACGUCAGUCAUCCAGGACAUAAGGUGUGCCUUGAGGCGUUUCCUUGUGGUACACAAGCCGGACAAGGUGGCUACCUUAGUAUCUACAUGAAGGUGAUGAAGGGACAAUACGACGACAAUCUUGAUUGGCCGUUUAGGUUUAUGUAUUCGAUCUCGGUCGUCGACCAGAAGGCUGGAGGGAUGAAUAAGACUCGAUCGAUUGAUCCACCGGUUGAACCUGAUGGAACGCCGUUUGUUCGUCCUCAGACAGACAAGAAUCCCGGUCGUGGAUGGGCACAGUUUAUAAGCCACUCUGAUCUACUGACUAGACAAUACAUAAAGGAUGGUAAUCUGGUGAUACAGCUUGACGUUUAUCUAACAUAAAACGUGACUGCAGUCACUUGUAUUAUUCGUAUUACGUUUGUAUGGCGAUUCAGAUUUCUCUUCGUUUUUUUUUGAUCGAUUGUAUCUGAACUUGAUUGAGAUUAUCCUCCUGGAAAGGAGUGUGUGUGUUAGUGAUGUGGGAAAUGUUUUACAAAAAUUUUUGUACAAAAUUGCAAUGAAUCUUUUAUUAAUCCCACCUGUUGUAUAA